ACUUUUCUAUAAAUGAAACAAACUAGUUACUCCGCUCAUUCCUUGUUUCUAUCGACCAUGAAGUUUCUUCCUUGGCUCGUGUUCGUGGCUCUCAUCGUCACAGCUCAGUCUUUGACAGACGAACAAAAAACCAUCUGGCGAAAAUGGAGCCAAGAAUGUCAAGCUGAAACCGGAGUUUCCACAGACGCCAUUAACAAAGUCGCAAACAACGACUUUUCCGCCGUAGACGACAAAAUGAAAGCCCACAGUCUAUGUUACGGCAAGAAAGCCGGGCUUAUUGACGCAUCUGGCGACAUAGACGUGGAAAAAGUCAAAACGAAACUGAGGGAUGUCGUCGACAACGAAGACCAAGUCAACGAAAUCAUCGGCAAGUGCGUCGUCAAUAAAGGAACUAAAGAAGAGACAUCGUUGCACGUGUUUAAAUGCAUCAGGGAAAAUGAACCAAAAUUCACUCCUAUUUAACAUGGUUUUGAAAUAAAGUUACCUACUAUAGAA
This is a messenger RNA of Zophobas morio, 495 nucleotides long. RefSeq lists its product as uncharacterized. Gene Ontology annotation, molecular function: odorant binding. The record is from RefSeq and is a predicted model, not a curated record. The transcript is spliced from 2 exons. The coding region runs from base 13 to 462 and encodes 149 amino acids. NCBI's taxonomy places the organism in Eukaryota, Metazoa, Arthropoda, Insecta, Coleoptera, Tenebrionidae.